AUGUAUGCUAAUGUGCUGUUCGGGGUGGGCCUAGUAUCGGCGUUCUCGCGGCUAGGACUCGCUCAGACGAUUAUCGUGAAUGGCGAAGCCAUCAUUGCCAACGAGCACACGGUCUCCCCCGCCUUCGUCACCACCAACGCGUCCUCUUCCAACGCAACGGCCGACCUCUUUCUGGGGGAAACUCGGCAGCUCACGGACGACGUCUUAAAAAAUCUAACUGGACUCGGCUUGACUAACAUCCUAUUGUUUGGUUUCGCCGAUCCGGCGACUGCGGCUAACCAAUCUACCAUCGGGCCCUGCAAGACCUUCCCCGAUGAAUUCGUCGCAUACCCCGGCCUCGUCACUAAGAGGGUCUUUGAUCUCCUCCUAGGUGGCAGUCUUAUUCAGACCACACCGCUCGCUUCUCCCUGCUAUAGCGAUUAUGGAAACCAAGAUGCCGCCAAAUGUAGGGAGAUCACGUCGCGUUGGUCGGACAGUUCCUACAUCCACACAAACGAUCCCACAUCGAUCAACGCAAUUCUCUUCGAGGGCACCUCCUGUGUGCCUCACACGAUAAAUCCUUAUGCUAAGAACUGCACCAUUGGAGCGUACCCAACCAUGUCGGUCAACGUAACCAAUGUCUCCCAGAUUCAACUGGCUAUCAACAUGGCCCGCAGCCUUAACCUCCGGCUCGUCGUUAAGAAUACCGGUCACGAUUACGGCGCCAAGUCCACCGGAGCCGGAGCACUCUCUAUAUGGACUCACAAUUUGAAAGACAUACAGCUAUAUGAGAACUAUGAAGAGGGCUCAUACAGGGGACCGGCUUUUAAGAUGGGGGCCGGCAUCCAAGUUUUUGAAGCGUACGAAGCUGCCCAUAAGCAUAAUCUCACCAUCGUCGGCGCCGAAGGGAAGACGGUCGGCCUAACGGGAGGGUAUAUCCUCGGUGGUGGCCACUCUCCCCUAUCGAGCAUAUACGGAAUGGCGGCAGACCAGGUCCUUUCGAUAGAAGUCGUAACAGCCGACGGCCGCUUUGUCACAGCAAGCGAAACAUCUCACUCUGAGCUCUUUUGGGCCCUCCGGGGUGGUGGUGGGUCGACCUAUGGGGUUGUAACCUCCAUGGUAAUUAAAGCGUUCCCCGAAAUUCCGGUGACGACGAUGAGUUUCAGCCUAACUACCGGGGACGAUGUAUCUGUCAGGCAGUUUUGGCAAGCCGUGCGCGCCUAUUUCCAAGGUUUUAUCAACUACACCGAUGCCGGCAACUAUGCUCAUUUCAACCUCAACGCGACGAGCGGCAACUACGUCUGGAAUAUGGCACCGUGGUUUGCGCCAAACAUGUCCAAGUCUGAAUUGCAGGCGCUUAGCCAGCCCUUCUUCAAUGCCGUGGGAAAGAUCGGGCUCGAUCUCAAGCCAGUCUACCAAGAAUACACCAGUUUCUACGAGGCAUGGGACAAGUCUUUCCCUCUCGAAUCAUGGGGAUCGAAUCUUGCGCGAUACGGCAGUCGACUCUUCCCUAAAGAAAACUGGGAGAAUUCAACGAAGCUAUCGGAUACCUUCGAGGCUAUCCGAUACGUCGUGGACAGCGGCGGAGUCGUAUCCGGGUACAACGUGGCGGCAGCCCCCAAAUCCGGCUACCCGGACAGCGCUGUCAACCCGGCGUGGCGCCAGGCGGUGCUCCAUGCGGUCGACAUCGUCUCGUGGACGCAGGACAUGUAUACGGAGCUGAUCACGAUCUGGAGCACGACGCUAACCUCGGACUGGGGCGUGGUAUGGAGGCAAGUGUCGCCGGGCUCGGGGGCCUACCUGUCGGAGUCGGACUACAUCGAACCCAACUUCCAGCAGUCGUUCUGGGGAGACAAAUACGACCGGCUGUACCGGCUCAAGAAGAAGAUGGACCCGUGGGACGUGUUCUACGCGCAGAACGCUGUCGGAUCCGAGGACUGGGAGAUGUCGGAUUACAUCUUCGGGGUCCUGCCAUCGCAGAACAGCCGUCUAUGCCGCAGAGGGACGAACCUCUCUCAGCGGGGAGAGUUAAAGAAGGUCAAGGCUGAGUAG
Durotheca rogersii is the source of this 2031-nucleotide messenger RNA. RefSeq names its product FAD-binding domain-containing protein. The coding region runs from base 1 to 2031 and encodes 676 amino acids. The record is from RefSeq and is a predicted model, not a curated record. The transcript has 5 exons. Gene Ontology annotation, molecular function: oxidoreductase activity; FAD binding. Lineage: Eukaryota; Fungi; Ascomycota; Sordariomycetes; Xylariales; Xylariaceae.